AUGAGGGCAAAAGUUCCCAGGAACUUCAAGAGCCCUGAUACGGACCUCUAUGAUGGGACCACAGAUCCAAAGCAUCAUCUAAGUAACUUUAAGAGUCGGAUGUACCUGGCCGACGCUUCUGAUGCCACUCACUGCAAAGCUUUUUCGACCACCUUGACGAAAGCAGCGAUGAAGUGGUUCGACAGCCUCCCUCUAAGGUCGGUCACGAGCUUCGACAACCUCUCGCGGAAAUUCCUGAUGCGGUUCUCCAUCCAAAAAGACAAGGUAAAACACGCACUGAGCCUCCUGGGUGUGAAACAGGAGGUCGGAAAGCCUUUGAGAAACUACAUGGAAAGGUUCAACAAAGCGUGUUUGAAAAUUCAAGACCUGCCCACGGAGGCAGUAAUCAUGGGCCUCGUAAAUGGACUCAGGGAAGGCUCCUUCUCUCAAUCCAUAUCAAAUAGGCACCCUACCUCCCUGAACGAUGUAUAG
Messenger RNA from Arachis stenosperma, 471 nucleotides. RefSeq lists its product as uncharacterized. Bases 1 to 471 code for a protein of 156 amino acids. The record is from RefSeq and is a predicted model, not a curated record. The transcript has a single exon. Lineage: Eukaryota; Viridiplantae; Streptophyta; Magnoliopsida; Fabales; Fabaceae.